AUGUUUCCCAAACUUCUUCUCACCGCUACAACGGCAUUGUUGUCUGCUAAAUCAACCUUUGCUCAGACUUACAGUUCUUGUAACCCAUUAUUCACAACUGGCUGUCCUGCGAAUACUGCCCUGGGAAAAUCUAUCGAUGUCGACUUCACUUCAGGAUCAGUUAAUUCCUUUACUGGCUCUGGCGAUAUUUCAUACAACUCCAAUGGCGCUUCCUUCACGGUAUCCAAAUCAGGCGAUGCACCAACACUCUCUAGUAUCUUCUAUAUCAUGUUUGGAAAGGUGCAAAUCACAAUGAAGGCAGCCCCUGGCGCGGGUAUUGUUAGCACACUAGUUUUACAAUCCGACGACCUAGAUGAGAUUGAUAUGGAAUGGCUUGGAGCGGAUGAUACUGAAGUACAAACCAACUAUUUCGGUAAAGGCAAAGUUACAGACUACAAUCGCGGAGCUUUCAAUCCAGCGGCGAACAACCAAGGCGAAUUCAUUACCUACACUAUUGAGUGGACUUCAGAGCAGGUCGUUUGGUCCGUAGGUUCUACUGUAGUAAGAGUCCUUACACCCGCCACGGCCGAUACCGAUCAAUACCCACAAUCGCCAAUGCAAAUCAAGUUUGGGGCCUGGUCAGGAGGAGAUUCAUCGAAUGCGCCAGGGACAAUUUCUUGGGCGCGUGGUCCAACCGAUUACUCCAAUGGUCCAUUCUCUAUGGUCGUUCAGUCAAUUGACGUGAGUGAUUAUUCCACUGGUACUCAAUACAAAUAUGGAGAUCAAUCUGGAGACUGGACAUCAAUCGAAGCUGUCGGGGGAUCGGUUAACGGUAAUGUGCCAGCAUCGGCUUCAUCGAUUCAAACUGCUGGCGCUGCUGCUGUUACAUCUAGCUCCCCAACUAUCCCCGCUGGUAUCAACAAUGGUAAUUCGGCCACUCGAACUGGAUAUCCUUGGGUUGCUGGAACGCAAACUGUAUCGGAGGUAACAUGGAGCACUGGGCCAAGCAUUCCUUCAGGUUGGGAAAUUUCUUCUGAGGGGAAAAUUGUCCCUGUAAGUGCUUCACCAAUAAACAUCAACAGGAUUAACCCCCUCCUUUUAUGUGGACCCUUCACCUUCUUUUUCUUCGCCGCUAUCAGGAGAUGGCCUUGA
This is a messenger RNA of Botrytis deweyae, 1131 nucleotides long. RefSeq lists its product as uncharacterized. Gene Ontology annotation, cellular component: fungal-type cell wall. NCBI's taxonomy places the organism in Eukaryota, Fungi, Ascomycota, Leotiomycetes, Helotiales, Sclerotiniaceae. The transcript is spliced from 3 exons. Gene Ontology annotation, biological process: carbohydrate metabolic process; fungal-type cell wall organization. Gene Ontology annotation, molecular function: glycosyltransferase activity; hydrolase activity, hydrolyzing O-glycosyl compounds. The record is from RefSeq and is a predicted model, not a curated record. The coding region runs from base 1 to 1131 and encodes 376 amino acids.